AUGCACGUCCUGGAGGACGAUCUUAAGGCUGUCGUAAAACCCCAGUAUGUCGACCAGAUCCCGAAGGCCAUCAAGGGACCGGACAAAUCAGUUGGCAAGCUCAUUGAGGGCCGCUCUCAGAUGGACAACCUCCAGGAGAUCACUGAGGUUCUUGAGUUGAAGCACGUAUAUGACCGUGACGUUACGCUGUUGUCUGGUGGAGAGCUGCAGCGUUUCGCCAUCGGAACUGUGUGCGUCCAAAAGGCGGAUGUGUACAUGUUCGACGAGCCAUCGUCUUUCUUGGAUGUGAAGCAGCGUCUUGCCGCCGCUCGUAUGAUCCGCAGUCUGCUCCGCCCUGAUGACUAUGUCAUCGUAGUAGAGCACGAUUUGUCCGUCCUGGAUUACCUUUCCGACUUCAUUUGCGUCCUUUACGGCAAGCCUGCCGUCUAUGGUGUCGUCACCCUCCCCGCCUCCGUGCGAGAAGGUAUCAACAUCUUCCUCGACGGUAACAUUCCCACCGAGAACUUGCGUUUCCGAGAAGAAUCUCUUCAAUUCCGUAUCGGUGAGGCUGGCGAGGAGUUCCUCACAGACAAGUCAAACGCAUACGGCUACCCCAAGAUGUCCAAGACCCUGGGCGACUUCGAGCUCAACAUCGAGUCGGGUGAGUUCACCGACUCCGAGAUCAUCGUCAUGAUGGGUGAGAACGGUACUGGAAAGACUACCUUCUGUAAGAUGCUUGCCGGCGCCCUGCAGCCCGACAACGGCAAGAAGAUCCCACCAAUGAACAUCAGCAUGAAGCCACAGAAGAUCACGCCCAGGUUCACCGGUACUGUCCGCCAGCUCUUCUUCAAGAAGAUCAAGGCCGCCUUCCUGAGCCCGCAGUUCCAGACCGACGUCUACAAGCCCCUUAAGAUGGACGACUUCAUCGACCAAGAAGUGCAGAACCUAUCUGGUGGUGAAUUGCAGCGUGUUGCCAUCGUCCUCGCGCUCGGUAUGCCCGCGGACAUCUAUCUCAUCGACGAGCCCUCGGCCUACCUCGACUCCGAGCAGCGUAUCGUCGCCGCCCGCGUCAUCAAGCGCUUCAUCAUGCACGCCAAGAAGACGGCCUUCGUCGUUGAGCACGACUUCAUUAUGGCUACCUACCUCGCCGACCGUGUCAUCGUUUUUGACGGUCAGCCUGCCAUCAAGUCCCGCGCCAACACACCCGAGUCCCUCCUGACCGGCUGCAACAAGUUCCUCAAGAACCUCGACGUCACCUUCCGCCGCGACCCCAACUCCUACCGUCCCCGUAUCAACAAGUACAACUCCCAGCUCGACCACGAGCAGAAGCUCAACGGCAAUUACUUCUUCUUAGAAAACGAGGCUUGA
Messenger RNA from Didymosphaeria variabile, 1347 nucleotides. It is a transcript of the gene RLI1, whose product is annotated as Fe-S cluster-binding ribosome biosynthesis protein. Gene Ontology annotation, biological process: ribosomal subunit export from nucleus; translational initiation; translational termination. The transcript has 2 exons. Gene Ontology annotation, molecular function: ribosomal small subunit binding; ATP hydrolysis activity; iron ion binding. The record is from RefSeq and is a predicted model, not a curated record. Bases 1 to 1347 code for a protein of 448 amino acids. Lineage: Eukaryota; Fungi; Ascomycota; Dothideomycetes; Pleosporales; Didymosphaeriaceae.